Paramecium pentaurelia is the source of this 405-nucleotide messenger RNA. Lineage: Eukaryota; Ciliophora; Oligohymenophorea; Peniculida; Parameciidae. The record is from the annotation of a GenBank genome assembly.
AUGAAUCAUAUACAAAGAAAACUAUGUGUAGAAUGUUAAUAUGUACAUGGUGUAGGUUUAAAAUUUAUAGUUCCAAUAAAAAAUUUUUAAGAUAUGAUUAUCAAGAAAUUUAAAGAGUUUUAACUUGAAGAAACACUUAAGUUAGCCAAAUAGAGAAUGAAUUUGAAGUAUAUGCUUUCUCAAACUGAAAGUUUGCUGUAAAAAAAUCUUGAAGAAAUAUCGGAAUUAAUAAAAUAAAUUUAUUAAAUGAUUUAGCAGGAAAAUAAAUAAUUCAUUAAUCUUAUCAAUAAAAAUAUGAAUCUUCGAGAAUCCUGCUUUUCUGACUUAGGAAAAUUAGUAUAUAUAAUAGAAGGAACAACAUAAAAUGAUUGGAAUGCUUGCAAGAAUUCUUAUAUGAUGAAUUGA